ACCGCUGCUUCGUCUGUGCGCAUGCGCAGUAUUGAUAGCUCAACCUUAGCCAGCAACAGAGGACUUGGUCAGAAAGAAAGUGUUUUAAAUACUCCAGGUCAUUUAUCUAUGCGGUAAUUUGGUGGACACACACACCUGAGACGGUCAAAGAUGGAAAUCGGAACGGAAAUCAGCAAGAAAAUACGGGCGGCCAUUAAAGGGAAGCUGCAGGAGUUGGGGGCAUAUGUGGAUGAGGAACUUCCUGACUACAUCAUGGUGAUGGUGGCCAACAAGAAGAACGCUCAGCAAAUGGCCGACGAUCUCUCACUGUUUCUGGGCAACAACACCAUCAAGUUCACUGUGUGGUUACAUGGAGUGCUGGAGAAGCUCAGAUCAGCUGCAGUGGAGCCGGCGUCUCUGCGUGCUAAACUCCUCCCCUCUGACACCAGCACGUCCGGUCGGGACGAACGCAAAGGGGAGGAGUCACGGGCUCUCACUGUGUCCAGCUCGCGCUCUGAUAGGUUAGAAGGACGGGUCUCUAGCUCCGCCCAUGAACACCAUGGCAGGAGGACGUCCUCUGACCGCUCCUCCUCCUCCAGACUGACCUCCACAGUGAAGCCUCUGCUGGACCACUCCGCCGAAGCCGUCAUCGACAUCAAACCCGACCUGGAGGACGACGACCUCAUCACCAACGAUACUAGGGUCACAGUCCCUGGGAAGCCACGCCCCUUAUCUAGCCGUUCGUCCAAUCGGGGUUCAGGAAGAGCCGAGGAAUGCUACAGGUCGCCCGAGGUUAUGCGAGGUCACGAACGGUCGAGCUCCAAUUACGGGCGGAGUUACAGAGAGGAACCCAGUAAGGAGGAGUUUUCACGGAAAAGGAAGGCGCCCAUGGCGAGCUCUGUGGUUCGGAUUCAGAAAGGUCAUGAGCGAGUUUAUGAGAGCGAGGAAGACGAGGAGGACGAGGAAGAUUACGGCGUGCCGAGUCGAGUUUCUCUCCCACCAAAACCAGAGCGCAAACCCUCUCUGCCUCCAGCAAAACAGGCCAAUAAGAAUUUAAUCCUAAAGGCAAUUUCUGAGGCUCAGGACUCCAUCAGUAAGACCACAGCUGCAUAUACCAUCCCUCAGAGACAAACGGUUCCUGUGGCACCGCGAACACGCGUGGCGAGUGACGAGAUGAACAGAGCCGCCAUCCGAUUGGUCCAAGAGCACCUGCAUGAGCUCCUCCCACAGGGAGCACAAAACACCCGCCCAAACGUUCCUUCUCGCUCUCUGGCGUCACGACUACAGCAGGAUCUUACAGACAAUGAGAGAGAUCAGCAGCUUGAGCUGGAGCUGUUGGAGACGGCGAGACUCAAGGCUCUGGACACUCGCUCCUUCAUCAUGAGAAAACCAGAGCUGGAACAGAAUCCACCAGUCAGGAGCAGGCUGGAUGCUGCCAAUCAAGAGGAAGCCCCACCCACCACUCCACGCACAGUGCAGGCCAGAGAAAAAGUUGAGUGCAGUCCGAAGUUCAUCGUGACGUUAGACGGCGUGCCGAGUCCUCUCGCCAGUCUCACUGAACACGACAUGGACACGCCCAACACUAUGACCUUCGACCCCUCAGCUGAGCACAGGACAAAACCUGUGCACCUCAGCAUGACCUCUGACCUCGCGUAUGAUGAUGAAGGGGUGAUUAUGAUGGAGGAAGAGGGAGAAGAACAGAUGGAUGAUGAACCGGUGAAGGUGAAGAGACCGAAGGUUCUAGAGCGCUGCAAGUUCUGGCCGGCGUGUAAAAGUGGAGACAUGUGUGUGUAUCAUCAUCCAACAACACAGUGCAGGAUGUUUCCAAGCUGUACUUAUGGACAGAAGUGUCUGUUCAUCCAUCCAAACUGUAAAUACGACGGCAAGUGUUCCAAACCCAACUGUCCAUACACACACGUCAGCCACAGAGCCCUGCUGCAGCCUCCUGAACCAGCUCCUCCACAGACCAGCAGUGUGUGUCGUUUCUUCCCCGAGUGUAAGAGAACAGACUGUACCUUCUACCACCCUAAACCAUGUCGCUUUGCAGAGCACUGUAAACGUGCAGGAUGCACCUAUUACCAUCCAGUGACCUCAGUACCGCCUCGACAUGCCCUAAAGUGGACUAAAGCACAGGCCAGCUGAAGAGACAGCUUGGCUCCGCCCCUCCUCCGUGUUGAGCCUGAACACCACUGAACCUCAGGAUCCUUUUUUUAAUUUGUGUUUUUGAUUCUAUUUUUGAAUGUUUGAGAAAAAAUGAACAGCAUUUUUUGUAGAUGUUCUGGUUACUGCAUUAAAGCUGACUUUCAUCAAAGUCUCAAUUCUCCGUCA
Molecule: messenger RNA, 2307 nt
Organism: Hemibagrus wyckioides
Lineage: Eukaryota; Metazoa; Chordata; Actinopteri; Siluriformes; Bagridae
Gene: zc3h14
Product: zinc finger CCCH-type containing 14
Exons: 17
Coding region: 151-2121 (656 amino acids)
Biological process (GO): regulation of mRNA stability
Cellular component (GO): nucleus; cytoplasm
Molecular function (GO): poly(A) binding; metal ion binding
Source: RefSeq, a predicted model, not a curated record